AGAGAGAGAGAGGGGAAGGGCGAAAGUGACAAAAUAAAUAGAAAAUAAUCGCGCUAAGCAAACGGCGCAGUGAGAGAGUUGCGCCCGCAGUGUCAGCGGCGGCAGUCCGCACGCGCGCGCCACCUAGCGCCAAGAUGGCACACUACGCGUUCCAACUGCCCAACUUCAUGAAACGAUUCGGACCGAAUCCGGACGACCUAUCGAUGGACUUCUUCGCUUCCUACGUCUCGGAUCCGAUCAACCGGAUCCAGUGGCGCCUCUACUUCAAGCGGCACGCGAAGGAGAACAGCGACAAGGAGUACAUCUCCGUCUACCUGAAGCUGAUGAAGUUCUUCGACGGUCAGUGCCGCCAGGUGACGCACCGACCCGUCGUCGAGGUCACCUACUCGAUCGGCAUCCGCGACCAGGAGUUCGCGUGCGUGCACAGCAAAACCGCCACGCACAGUGACUGGACGACGGACUGGGGCUGGCGGGAGUUCCUUCCGCUCGACGCCGCGCGCGAGCACCUGCUUCCCGACGGAUCGCUGUUCGUCUUCUGCAACCUCGACCCGAAGCAGGAGGGUCGCUACAGCAUCCCGCCGAGUCCGCCGUCGCAGCCGAGCAGUCGCUGCACGCGAUUUCUCGCCAACUCUCCGCGCACCGAGCCGACGGGCCUCGGACAGAAGCUGCUCAACGACAAGCACCACACGGACGUGACGAUAGUCGCCGGGGAGAAGAACCCGGUGACGUUCCAGGCGCACAAGGCCGUGCUCUGCAUACAGUCGUCCGUGUUCGCGCAAGGGUUCGACCACAAGUUCCUGCCCGACCUGCCGUCGAGCCACGUGCGCGUGAAGGACUUCGACGCCGACACGGUGCGGGAGAUGAUCAACUACGUCUACACGGGCCGCACGGACAAGAUGACGGAGAUGGCGCACCUGCUGCUGCCCGCCGCCGAGAAAUAUCAGCUAGAAGGUGAGGCAAGGAGGAGGGAAUAG
Messenger RNA from Priapulus caudatus, 974 nucleotides. Its product is annotated as BTB and MATH domain-containing protein 43-like. Gene Ontology annotation, cellular component: nucleus; cytoplasm. Lineage: Eukaryota; Metazoa; Priapulida; Priapulimorpha; Priapulimorphida; Priapulidae. Gene Ontology annotation, biological process: proteasome-mediated ubiquitin-dependent protein catabolic process; regulation of proteolysis. The transcript has a single exon. Bases 135 to 974 code for a protein of 279 amino acids. The record is from RefSeq and is a predicted model, not a curated record. Gene Ontology annotation, molecular function: ubiquitin protein ligase binding.